Musa acuminata subsp. malaccensis (wild Malaysian banana) is the source of this 1066-nucleotide messenger RNA. RefSeq lists its product as uncharacterized. The record is from RefSeq and is a predicted model, not a curated record. Lineage: Eukaryota; Viridiplantae; Streptophyta; Magnoliopsida; Zingiberales; Musaceae.
GUCUUUUAUUUUUAUUGCGAGUGAGCUCACCGCCCAUGGAGGUGACCUGACCUCGCAACUACCCCUCUUUCUUCGCCCGCCCGCUUCCCCCCCAUGUCUUCCGCUCGUCGAAGAAAAGAACAAGGCAAAGAUGGCAACUUUCCAGUUCGCCAGAUCCAGCUUCUCGCCCACACUCCGCUUCCGGCUGUUGGCCCCGCUCCCUCGUCGGGUCUCCACCAUCCCCCUCCGCUGCUGCCUCCGGAAGGACGGCGGCGAGCCAAAUGGGGAGGAGCCGCCGGAGUCGUUGUUCAUGAAGGAGCUGAAGCGGAGGGGCAUGAACCCGACGUCUCUGUUGGAGGACAGCGAUGGUGGGACGAUCGGGUCGUUGGAGUCCGAGGAAGAGAUCAGCAACCGUGCGGAUAGAAGAAGGGGGCAGACGAAACGGAACGAUGUGGCGUGGGCAGCCUUCGACAAGGCGACAUCGAACCAGAGGGAACGGUCUAUGUCGUUGAACAGCGAGGGCCUCGAGCCACUGUGGUGUCGGAGCCUGUUGACGAGGGCCCUGGACACUCAUUUAUCCACAUCGGCCCUGAAGUGCCCCACCUUGCUAGCUUUGACUCUAACGCCUACUCUCGUGUCCACCACUCUGAUGAGGGUGUCGCCAUCGGCUCCACCAUGUUCCAAUCCAUCUUUCGGUGCAUCUGGACUAAUUCCAAGGGCUAAACUGCUGCUAACUAUCGGUGGAACAUUCUUUUUGGGGUUUUGGCCUCUAAUCCUGAUUACUGUUGGCUUCAUUUUGUGUCUAUACAUUUGUCUUGGACCAAGUUUCCUGCCUGACGCCAGCAAGGUACCAGUAUCGCCACCACCUUAUAUAGAUCCUUACACACUAUUAGAGGAUGAAAGGAUAUCUCAGGUGGCAUCUCAUGUGAUCUAAAUCACCUUUACGUUUCAAUCAAUCCCAAGAUGUCAAUAAGACCAAUAUGCCUGUAAUAUUCUGUGGCCUCCUGUAAAUUUUUAGUUCUGGCUGCUGAGACAGCUUCGUCAGACAAAUUCUUCGUAUGGUGUUUAUGCUGCUGUACUUCAGCUC